Molecule: messenger RNA, 645 nt
Organism: Amyelois transitella
Lineage: Eukaryota; Metazoa; Arthropoda; Insecta; Lepidoptera; Pyralidae
Exons: 1
Coding region: 1-645 (214 amino acids)
Source: RefSeq, a predicted model, not a curated record
AUGAAUGACGGCAAUAUUGAUGAUAUUGGAACAAUGGUAAUAUUACCUUCAUCAUACACAGGAAGUCCAAGACAUAUGCACGAAUAUACUCAAGAUGCCAUGACUUACGUAAAAAAAUUUGGACGACCUGAUCUCUUCAUAACAUUUACAUGCAACUCAUCAUGGCCAGACAUUAAAGAACAACUAAAAUACGGACAAACCUCCAUGGAUCGACAGGACAUAAUAGCCCAAGUUUUUCGACAAACACAAAAAAGAUUUAUUGAAGUCAUCACAAAAUACCACAUUUUUGGAACCGUUCGAUGCUGGAUGUAUACAAUUGAGUGGCAAAAACGAGGAUUACCUCACUCACACAAUCUCAUAUGGCUACACGAUAAAAUUUAUCCCACGGAUAUUGACAAAAUCAUCCAAGCAGAAUUUUACGAUCCACAAAAAGAUCCGGAACUGUACAACAUAGUAGUGAAAAACAUGAUUCACGGACCAUGUGGAUCAUUAAACUUCAAUGCACCAUGCAUGAGUGAUGGAAAAUGUAUAAAAAAAUAUCCAAAACCAUGGAUGAUACAAAAACUGAAGAAGACGGAAGUGUUGGUCGAAGUAACUCCGAAAGAAGUCAUUUGGAAGCAGGAGUUAUAUGAACUUAUAUUUUGA